Molecule: messenger RNA, 1587 nt
Organism: Symbiodinium sp. CCMP2456
Lineage: Eukaryota; Dinophyceae; Suessiales; Symbiodiniaceae
Source: the annotation of a GenBank genome assembly
AUGUCCUUCAAAACCAUUUUCAUGCUUUGCCCCUGGAUGCUGAGCUUAGCAGGGCCGGUCUUGCCACAUGCCUUCAGUGCAGACCCAGCUAGGGAAAGCCGCCAGACAGAGCUGGAGCACGCCUUGUCGGGCAUUUUUGCGGCACUUCCCAAGACAGCAGAGGGCACGGCACAAUAUGCACUGCAUCGGCUUUUUGCUCAGCUCUACGGAUGGCAACUCUAUGGGCAUAGCCUCAGCGGAUCCAUACCUGUCAACACCGCAGACUCAGCGAUGCUUCUUACAUUCGGGGCGAAGAUGUCCAGCAACGUGACACAGUGGCUGCAUGCUCGCCUUUCGGACGGCGGGCUAAGCAUUACGGACCUGGCAACACUGGCAGCGAUCAUUGAGGAGAUGGUCCACGAGGAGGCAGACAUGCGUCUAACUGCAGCUUUCCGCGCGCUGCAGAUGUCGAAACACAGACCUCUGACUCGAAACGAGUCGACCUCGGCUAUCGAAGCCUACAUGGCCAGCUUCGUGAUGGGCGUGGAGAUGGGCGACCUGGGAAGCGAAAGUAUGUUGGAGUUGGUGCAAGAGGUGCCAGAGCAGUACCCCACCUGGCCCGCAACGCAAGAGUUUCUACAGGGUAUCCAGGCGGAGAUGUUUCAGAAUUCCUCGUCGCUCUCGUUCACAGACCUUUCGCGGGUGGUUGCUGCAGUUGAUGAGAAAUAUGGUCGUUGGCAAAGCCAUGAGUGCGGGGCAUUGAAGGCAGAACUCCUGCAGAAUGAGGAGCAUCCGCGCACUGGCAGAGUUCGCUUGAGCGACUUUUACAGCAUGGCAUUGAAGGGAGGGCAAUGGCAAUUCAGCGAAAGCAGUUCAUACCUUCGCCAGAUCGGUGCCCUUGAUGAAACAGACCCGCAAAUUCUGCGGGUUGUAGUUCCGAACUACAUCCUGGGGCUCUCCAACUGCAUUGCCGCUUCUAGCUAUUACAUGGUUUGUUGCAUCAACGAGUGUGACGCGCACUUGACGCGGCUGGAGGAGGCCCUGCAGUCUCACCAGGCCACUGUGGAGGCUAUCCUGCUUGCUUUGAACCACACGGUCGCUCCCAGUUUGCAGCGGCGUCUGUCAGACAUUGCCGCGCACCACAGCGGCCUGGUGCCGCUCCACGGUCGCCUCUUCGCCCAGUGGCUUCACCACCUCUACCCGCACGAGUGUCCUUAUCCGCACAUGUCAGGGACUACAAGCCCGAUCCGGCCAGAGGUCUUCGAAGAAGAGAGCGGCCAUCCGGCUGAAGCCUCCGAAGAAGAGAUGAUUCAGCAUGUGGAAGGAGCACGUUGGAGGGCAGCUCCAACUCACGAGGAGGGCAUGUGCUCUCACAUGUGGUCCAUGGAGGAAGAGCUCAUUGAUCCAGCUGCACAAGGAUUGACGCGGCUUCUAAAAGAACCGCAGAGCCAGGCUGUUGGGGCGCAGCGCUUGGCUGCAGUUCUAGCCGCCCUUUGCAUCUUCAGCGCUUUCGGCUCUACCUUCGCCGCAAAGGAAGGCUCAGGAAGACGAUGGCACGUGAGCUCAAACAGCGAGCAGCCGGAGAGAUCUGCAGUGUACAGCGUGUGA